This is a messenger RNA of Protopterus annectens (West African lungfish), 343 nucleotides long. RefSeq names its product proteasome activator subunit 3 (gene PSME3). Gene Ontology annotation, cellular component: proteasome activator complex; cytoplasm; nucleoplasm. The coding region runs from base 85 to 324 and encodes 79 amino acids. The transcript has 4 exons. Gene Ontology annotation, biological process: regulation of proteasomal protein catabolic process; positive regulation of endopeptidase activity; regulation of G1/S transition of mitotic cell cycle. Lineage: Eukaryota; Metazoa; Chordata; Ceratodontiformes; Protopteridae. Gene Ontology annotation, molecular function: endopeptidase activator activity. The record is from RefSeq and is a predicted model, not a curated record.
AAUGAUAAUUAUAUUUUCUAGCAAAAUUUCAAGAAAAGGAAACUUGAAGAUUGUGAAGAAAAAUGCUAUGGUACAAAGGUGUACAUGAUGCCCCAUGGAAUGUUGAAGAGCAACCAUCAUCUUGUGGACAUCAUUGAGAGAGUUAAACCUGAAAUCAGGAUCCUUAUAGAACGAUGCAAUACUGUUAAAAUGUGGGUUCAGCUACUAAUUCCAAGAAUAGAAGAUGGCAACAAUUUUGGUGUAUCAAUCCAGGAAGAAACUGUAGCAGAGCUUCGUACAGUAGAAAGUGAGGCAGCUUCUUACCUGGAUCAAAUCUCUAGGUAAAGUAUUGGAAGUAUUUAAA